AUGCCGCGAGGCGUGCGCGUGACGCCUUCGCGACCUGGUCGACGUGAGGGCUGGGACGACGACGAAGCGUGGGCAUCCAAUUCAGACGACGAUGAGUUUGUCACACGUGUUGCCACAGAGCCAGUAUCGUUACCAGCUGAACGUCAUCAACACUACAUGGCGCCGGCGCCCACCUCGCAUGGCGCAUGGACACUCAUGACAUCGGACAUGUAUGAUGCACAUCCUGCAGAUGCAAGAUCAGGGACACCAUCUGUCCCGUACGGCGCAGCUGAGAGUACGUUGGAGAGAUCGCCACAUGCAUCGACAUCCGCAACACUGUCGGCACGUCUCGCAGCGCCGCGCGUCGGUGCUGCAGCAAGUGCGUCGCAGCGCAUAGUCUCACCAUCGGCCACGACAGACGAUGCUGAUGGACACGUCGUCCACUGGGCAGAGCGUAGCAUAGCCAUGACGACGUCACCACAUCUCGACACGAGGAAAAAUGGGUAUUUGGAGGCCGUUGUCGAAGACCCUCUGAACCUCCUACCCAAAUCAAAAAUGCUCACGUAUACCAUGUCAAUCCCCGCGCCUUCGCAGCCUGCCACGCCGAAGCAAGAGGAGCCACUCGCUCCAGCAUCACAGCCCACUGAGGAUGUGGCUCAAUCGUUUCUCAUUGCUUGGGUCGGCGCAGCGGCCUUUGAUCCUAUUGCGACGAUGAACGACGGCGUAUUUACCACCCCUAUGUCUCCAGAGACCCUCCCUUACGUAUCUACAGCACCCAAAUCCAAUACUACCUCAUCUGCACGAAACACGGCGUCAAAUACUCCGCUGUCGUCGUCCUCAACACCGGCAUCUGGCGCGCCUCCGCCUGCCUCACGCGCUGCAUCAGCCGACGCGGAGAGUGGCCUCGAACGACGCACAUCUACACGCACCAUCCGCAAUCGAGAGCGUCUCGAGCAAUGCCUGCAAAAUGACAACAUUGACCUAGCAGCGCUUCGCUCGCUCGCUUGGAAAGGUGUGCCGUCCGAUCUGCGCCCGAUCGUAUGGCCCCUCUUGCUUGGCUAUCUGCCAGCCACAUCCUCGAUCCGCACGGCGACACUCGCGAGGAAACGGGCUGAGUACAUGUCGGGCGUCGACAGGGCAUUUGCACAUGGUACAGAGUCACUUGACCGUGCGGCAUGGCACCAGAUUCGCAUCGACGUGCCGCGAACGAAUCCAGGCCUGCGGCUCUGGCAGCAGGCCGAAACGCAGCGGGCUCUAGAGCGCAUACUGUAUGUUUGGGCCAUUCGACAUCCUGCGUCAGGCUAUGUUCAGGGGAUCAACGAUCUUGUGACGCCAUUCUUUGAGGUGUUCCUGAGUGCAUACAUUGAUUCCGACCCCGAGACGUUCGAGUUUGCAUCGCUACCCCUUUACGUGCGCCAGGCCCUCGAGGCCGAUACGUUCUGGUGCAUGUCGAAGCUGCUCGAUGGCAUUCAAGACAAUUACAUCUUUGCGCAGCCAGGGAUUCUGCGGCAGCUGAGCAUUAUGGCCGACGUAGUCAAGCGCAUCGAUGCGCCACUUCACGAGCACUUGGCCGAGCAAGGUGUUGAGUACAUGCAGUUCUCGUUCCGCUGGAUGAACUGCCUGCUCAUGCGCGAAAUGAGUGUAAAGAGUAUCAUCCGCAUAUGGGACACAUACUUGGCCGAAGGCGCCGACUCGUUUUCCGAAUUUCAUCCAUUCGUGUGCGCUGUAUUCCUGCAUCGCUGGCGCAAAGAGCUGCUGAGGAUGGACUUUCAGGCCAUCAUCAUGUUCCUCCAAAGUCUGCCGACUCAGCACUGGUCCGAUCAUGAUGCAGAAAUGCUGCUCAGCGAGGCAUUCAUGUACAAGUCCCUCUUUGGAAAUAGUGCACACAUCGGUAGCUAG
Malassezia globosa CBS 7966 is the source of this 1878-nucleotide messenger RNA. RefSeq lists its product as uncharacterized. Lineage: Eukaryota; Fungi; Basidiomycota; Malasseziomycetes; Malasseziales; Malasseziaceae. Gene Ontology annotation, biological process: activation of GTPase activity. Gene Ontology annotation, molecular function: GTPase activator activity. The transcript has a single exon. The record is from RefSeq and is a predicted model, not a curated record. Gene Ontology annotation, cellular component: Golgi apparatus. The coding region runs from base 1 to 1878 and encodes 625 amino acids.